Molecule: messenger RNA, 4203 nt
Organism: Drosophila elegans
Lineage: Eukaryota; Metazoa; Arthropoda; Insecta; Diptera; Drosophilidae
Gene: br
Product: broad-complex core protein
Exons: 8
Coding region: 764-3433 (889 amino acids)
Biological process (GO): regulation of transcription by RNA polymerase II
Cellular component (GO): nucleus
Molecular function (GO): protein binding
Source: RefSeq, a predicted model, not a curated record
UCGGUUCAGUUACUAAAGUUAGUUCAGCCCAAACGCACAAUUUCAAUUUUUAUUUAUAAAUUUGAACUCGAAUUGAAUAGCGUUAGUGCGGCACACAGACACCUAGACAUCCCUACACCCCCCAGACCCACAAUCCACACGGGGAUGUGACAGACUUUUAUAUUUUUUUAAACAUUUUUUUGCCAAGUGCAGCCCUAAGCAAAGACCUAGGAUUUCGAUUCCUGAAUAAAGCAACCCGAGAAGGCAAUUUAGUGCGCGAUUCGCCCGCGUUCUGCGCCUCCUUCACCUUCAGACAAAGAAUCAGGAGCAGAGAAAAAGGAAGCCACAAAGUUCAAGUGAAUAAACAGUGUGCACCCAUAUGGUCUACCAAUGCCGCAAAGCAGUGAGCGGUGAUGCGCCUGCUGAACGAGGUCACAACCACAGCCGUCAGUUAAAUAAUCAUUAGUAAAUAGUCCAGCUACUCCGCAACACAAUCGGACCCAACAGCAAAUACUUCCGCCAGCCGCAACCAAAGAAAAGCGACAGCCACAGUGCUUUCAUCCUUUCAUCGGGGGGCCACGAAAAAGCCUUCAAAAUACGCAAGAAGGUGACCUCAAAGAAGGCCAGCGUUGUGUCGGUUGACGACGAUCACAACAACAACAACCACAAGAACGACCACAACGCUCGGCAGCCCACAACCACACCCACACCCAAUCCCGUUCACCCAGAACAGGAGCAGGUAGCCCAGUACCAUAGGAACAACCGUAACCAGAAGCCCAUCGAGAUGGACGACACACAGCACUUCUGUCUGCGCUGGAACAACUAUCAGAGCAGCAUCACCUCGGCCUUUGAGAACCUGCGGGACGACGAGGCAUUUGUGGAUGUGACGCUUGCCUGCGAGGGACGCAGCAUCAAGGCGCACCGCGUCGUCCUCUCCGCCUGUAGUCCCUACUUCCGCGAGCUGCUCAAGAGCACACCCUGCAAACACCCGGUCAUAUUGCUGCAGGAUGUCAACUUCAUGGAUCUGCACUCGCUGGUGGAGUUCAUCUACCACGGCGAGGUCAACGUUCACCAGAAGUCGCUGCAGUCCUUCCUAAAGACCGCCGAGGUGUUGCGCGUCUCGGGACUCACACAGCAGCAGGCGGAGGAUACACACAGCCACCUGACUCAGAUCCAGAACCUGGCCAACGCCGGUGGCCGCACGCCGCUUAACACGCACGCUCAUUCGCACCCACAUCCACAUCACGGCGCCUUGCACGACGACGGCGGAGCCUCGACCCUCUUCAGCCGCCAGGGAGCGGGCUCCCCGCCACCCCCCGGGGUGCCGUCGCUGCCCCCUCACAUUAACAACCAGCUGCUGAAACGCAUGGCCAUGAUGCAUCGCAGCAGCGCCGCAGUCGCCGAGGAGACCUCACAGGCUCUCAAGCGGCUGCGCGGAUCGGACAACGGUCUGCCCCUAUCCGGUACCGGCAGUGCCAGCAACAACAACAGCCCCGACUUGCCGCCGCUCCUUGCGCGCAGCGCUUCGCCUCAACAGACUCCGGCCGACUUCAGCACGAUCAAGCACCACAACAACAACAACACGCCGCCGCUCAAGGAAGAGAAGCGCAACGGACCCACUGGCAACGGCAACGGCAACGGCAACGGCAAUGGCAAUGGAAACACUGGCAACGGUAAUGGCAACGGAGCGAGCAACGGCAACGGAAUCUCCAUCAGCGACAAGCUGGGCAGCCUCACACCCUCGCCGCUUGCUCGCGCUGGCACCGAUGACGUCAAGUCUGAGCCCAUGGAGCUGGUCUGCUCCAACAACAAUGCCAACGCCAACGACGAGCACAGCAACGACUCCACCGGCGAGCACGACGCCAACCGCUCCAGCAGUGGCGAUGGCGGCAAGGGUUCUCUGAGCUCUGGCAAUGACGAAGAAAUCGGUGAUGGACUUGCCACGCACCACGCCGCCCCGCAGUUCAUCAUGUCUCCGGCGGAAAACAAGAUGUUCCAGGCUGCCGCCUUCAACUUCCCAAUGAGCAAUCUCGAUCACUCAGCGUUGCUUGGUCUCAACACACAGUUGCAGCAGUCCGGUGACCUCGCCGUGUCCCCUCAAGGUGGCAGCACCGGCAGCCUACUCGGCGGCGUUAUAGUGCCCGGCGGUAGUGGCACCCAUAGUAAUAAUAGUAUCAGCAACAACAGCAGCAACAACAACAACAACAGUAACAACCAGCAAGAACAACAAGUAGACCAACAGUCAUCACCACACCUCCUCCUCCAACAACAUCAUUCCACACCACAUACCAACAGUCCACAACAACAACAGCAACUGAAGCAGGAGCAACUGAAGCAGGACCAACUGAAGCAGGCGGGUGGCGGGAGCAGCAAGUCCAGCGACCUGCACAUUGCGGCGGGCAGCGAGCGAAGCCUGUCACGCUCCUCGCAGGGCAUUGCGGAGGCAGGCGGUCACAGUGCCACGCCCUCGCCUUCGCCCACCGCUUACCACAAGCGCGAGAGGGAGCGCGAACGCGAGCGGGAGCGGGGACGAUCGUUUGACCACGAGCGGGACCUGGAAGGACCGGGCGGCACAGGAUCGCCGGCUUCUCCGCCACCACCGCCGCCGCCCUCGCACCACUCGCACUUCGGCCAGCAUCCGUUGUCGCUGCUGCCGAGCCACCACCAGCUCCACGCCACCCAUCACGAGCUGAGCGCCGCCGCCGCCCACCACGCCCACGCCCAUGCGCAUGCCAUGGCCCGCGCUGGAUCGCCGUUGGAGCGCCACCACCUGUUGCACCACAGACGGGCCUCGCUCUCGCCCUCGGGCGCCGUGACCGGGGCCAGCGGCGGAGGUGGACGGGGCUCAGGAGGAGCGGGCGGCAGCCUUCUCUCUUCGGUGCGCGCCCAGGACGUGGCGCAGGCCAACCGGCUCCUGCUGCCCCUGCCGCUCAACGCCUGCCACCGGUGCGACGUGUGCGGAAAGCUGCUGAGCACCAAACUCACGCUGAAGCGCCACAAGGAGCAGCAGCACUUGCAGCCGCUGAACAACGCCGUGUGCAACCUGUGCCACAAGGUCUUUCGCACGCUCAACUCGCUGAACAACCACAAGAGCAUCUACCAUCGCCGCCAGAAGAACCACCACUCGUACUUCCACCACGGGGCCAGCGUGGGCCAGGCGGGCAGUCCGGGCAGUCGACUCCAUCAGUCACUUAGCUCGCUAAGCGCCGCAGCGGCGGCGGCCAACAACAGCGUAAAUGUGGGUGGAGGCGCUGGUGGAGCGGGGGGCAAUGCAGUGGCCGCUGCCGCGGCGGCAGCAGCUGCGGCCGCCGAACUGCUACUCUCGCCGAUUGUUGGCGCCGCGGCCGUGGCCGGAGGGACGGCCAGCUCCACGCUCCAGCUGGCUGCGGCGCACCAGCAGCAGCAGCAACAGUCGUCGCCGGGCAUUGUCAAGCCGUGCAUGGACUUCUUAUAAGAUCAACAGCAACUCUUGCAGCAGCUGUUCCACGUGGCGCUCAACAACUCCGCGGCGGCAGCGGCGGCUGCAGCAGCAGCAGCUGCGGCGGGAUCGGGCCCUGGGGGAGCAGCUGGGCCGGAGGGAAUGGGCGGCGUUCAGGAGUACGGGGUACAGGGGCCCAGUGGCACGCCCACCGUCGAUCUCACCCAGCUCGAGCACUCGGCGGGAGGCGGAGGGUUCUCCGCUGCCGCCCUACAACACCACCUGCCGCACCACCUCUCCCACCAGCACUCACUGUCCCACCAGCAUCCCCACCAGCUUGGGCACCAGCAUCCCCAUCCGCAUCCGCAUCCCCAUCAGCAUCCAUAUGAACGAAUGAAUUUACUAGACCAAUAAGCGAUGCGCAGGAAAGUAUGCUACAAAAAUCAGGCACGACGAUCGGGCACCACACACACGCACACAAUUGGAGAAUGAGGAAGAGGAGAAGGAGACAGAGACAGAGACGGAGGAAAAGGAGGAGAAAGAGGAGUAGAAGGAGGAGGAGCAUAAGAGAACCGACCGAACGAACGAAAGGAUUACUAUAAGAACAGGAAUGCUAUCACAUAACCGUGUAUAUUUCGGAUCUCACAGAACGGAAAAUUCAAAGACUUUUUCGGGCAGAACAAAAACGAAACUAAAAUACAUUGGCAAACAUCGAGACGAAGCAAUGAUAAACAAGAAAGCGAAAGCGAGGAGAGGAAAGGAAAGGAAAGGAAAGGAAAGGAAAGGAAAGGAAAGGAAAGGAAAGG